AUGGGCAUCACAACCGACAUGCUGCAAGAAUCCGACACAGGUUUCCACGGUAUCAUCCCAACCCUGCCAGCUUACCCUCUUCGCAAGAUCUCCUUGGACGUUGUUUUUGGUAAACCCGGCAAUUUCAUAAAGGAACGACUCGAGUUCGUGGUAGUAAAUUGGGAAUCACAGUACCAUGCUAUUCUCUGGAGGCCAGCAUAUGCCAAGUUCAUCGCGGUCCCCCAUUAUCCGUAUCUGAAACUGGAGAUGCGAGGCAACAAUGGGACCACAAUCACUGUCCACGGAAGUUUCUCUCGAUCCGAUAGUUGCGACAAAGACUUUCAGAAGAUCGCCUCCAAAUUCGGGGUCAGGGAGGAACUCAAUGCAUUAGACGUACUCACAGAUCACAAGCAGCCACCUACCGAUAAUCGGAACACAAAAACCGACGAGUUUGACGCUGCCAAGGAAGCAAAGAAGCAUCAAGUGCAUCCAUCUGAUCCGAAGAAAACAGUCAACACGUCGGCUGACCUUGCUGUCGCAUAG
This is a messenger RNA of Lolium perenne, 522 nucleotides long. RefSeq lists its product as uncharacterized. The record is from RefSeq and is a predicted model, not a curated record. NCBI's taxonomy places the organism in Eukaryota, Viridiplantae, Streptophyta, Magnoliopsida, Poales, Poaceae.